UAUUAACUGAAUUAAAGCAAUCUUGUAUUGUCUUUUCAAAUUUUAAAUUUAAAAUUAUUUUUCUACAUCUUUUGGUUCCGUUUCAUGCAGGGGGCUCGGGUCAAGGCGUUGGUGGUUAUGAUCACUAAAUGCUAUUAUGUUCUGUGAGGAGCCGACGCCAGAGCCGGAGAAGAUCAUCUGUCGCUGCAAGAACUGUGCUCGGCAUUCGGAUAUCCUUCCCUGGCCAGAGCCCCUGGGACUCAUGGCAGAACGCGACGGCGAUAAAGAUGGCCUUACGAAUCGUCGAGUGUCAACCCGUACAAUUCAGUCGGAAGAAAGCGUCUACACCAUUCGAGAUAUCGAUGACAAACAGAACACUCGUUACAAAGAUCGUGCCAAUCUGCGAAAUGAGUCGGAGCCUGUCACUCCUACUCAUCAAGAGGGCACUCCAAUUAUCAAUCAGGCAACUACUCCUAUUCACCAUGGGACCAAUAGUCCUGGCCCAUACGGGGGCAACACGCCAAUGCGGGCUGCAACACAGGCUCCCACACAGGCUCCAGCUCAGCCUACUAUCCUUUUGAUUGUGGUCAACAAGAACGAUCCGCCACCGUUUCCAGGCAGAGGGUAUCCUGGGGCUGGAGCUGGUCAAUGGCAUCAGGGUCAAGGACACCUGGGACCGGGACCGAGAGGCUUUCCAGGUCAGGGUGCCGGACCCCCAGGCUAUUAUCCACCACCUUCAUCAGGAAUUGCACCAAGGAGAAGAUCAAGACCUAACUAUGGGCAUGAGAAUGUUUGCUACGAAGGCUAUCGGAAUAAUCGAUUUGGAUAUCAGGAGGAUUGGAGGGGACACUCGAGGAGAUUAAGACACUUCAAUAAUGUCUACGCCGAUCAGCCACAUAUUAAUCGUCAUUCAGAAGCCCGACGUAAUUGUCGAUGUCCCAACGUUGAGAAGUCUCAACCGGGUAGUCCCCCAAUUAUCGAAGAUACUGAUGAUCACAGUGACGAUAUCCCUCACGCAACGAGUAACAAAAAGGGCAAGCAACGCCUCGUAGGAAGUGGAAACGGAAGGGGCCAGUCAUGCUAUUGUCAACAAUCCGAACCAAUGAGACCUCAUGGAAACGAACCAGAAGGACCUUCCAGAAAUUAUCCGGAAAGUGGGAAUGAUCGAGAAAAGGAAACUCCAAGGAACACGAUGGGACACAUUUCGGAAAUGGAUAGCCCGCAGGAAGUGAUUGUUACCGAUGCCAAAAACAAGACAUACAAAUGCAUACAGGUGCCCAUUUGCAUCUCCACUGGAAAGGCGAACACCUGUCGCUGUUGCAAUUGCGCUCCCGCUCCGGAGCCUGACGAAGAGGAGUUCGUCAACGAGGAGGCGGAGUGCACCUGCAACCGACAGGGCAAAUGCACCUGUGUUCCCGGCCAAAUGUUCAACGAUGAGUUCGGCUGCGAGUGUGAUCUCACCAAUUUGGAGCGUACUCUGCGGGAUCUCAUACCCAAUGCCGAUUGUAUAUGCUACUUGAAGAAGAAACGUCGCAAACGGCGCAAGAAAUGGGCUCCGAAAGUCUACUACGAUCGUUUUGCAAAUCCCCCCUUUGUCCUUAAUCCGAAGCCCAGAUGUUUAGACUACGGCAACCGAACUUACUGCAAUCCUUGCUGUAAUCCCUGCUGCUGUGCACCAGUGGGAAAGAGCUGCUACACCUGUGACUAUGGCUGUGGCGGGAGUUGUAGGUGCUAGAAAUCCGAUAGUAUCAAAUACAAAUCAUCCUGAUAUAUAAUAUUUAAGAUAUUCCUAAAAAAUCCUCUAUAUUCUCAGAUAACGCCAGAAAACCGCUCACUAGAAGUUUUCUGGCCUUAACUGACAGUUAUUGAGGAUCUCACAUGACUAUAAUAACAAGAUAACCCGAUAAUGAUGUAAAUCAAAUAAACAUAU
Messenger RNA from Drosophila gunungcola (fruit fly), 1909 nucleotides. RefSeq lists its product as uncharacterized. The record is from RefSeq and is a predicted model, not a curated record. Lineage: Eukaryota; Metazoa; Arthropoda; Insecta; Diptera; Drosophilidae.